GGGCGGCAUGGGUGCCUCAACUGUCAAUCACCGUGUCCCGGCUGGUGAUUACUCACCAAUGCUUGGUGAUUGCUGAGCAUCUCCAACGGGGGGUGAGAACUGUUUGCAAACAAAACAGUUCUCACCCCUGUCAGCUCCUGCACACUGCUUUGCAUGGCUGUGCAUAGAACAGCCUGUGAAACACAAACACGCAGACUCACAAUAAAACACACACAGCACGCGGUUAACCAUUUGAUCGCCCCACAUGCUAACCCCUUCCUGCCCAGUGCCAUAAGUACAGUGUCAGUGCUUUUUAUUAGCACUGAUCACUGUAUUGGUGUCACUGGGGAUGUCAGUGACACCAAGUCAGUUCCGCCCAGUGUCAGAAUGCCCGCCGCAGUCCCGCUAUAAGCCGUUGA
Messenger RNA from Staurois parvus, 398 nucleotides. The record is from the annotation of a GenBank genome assembly. NCBI's taxonomy places the organism in Eukaryota, Metazoa, Chordata, Amphibia, Anura, Ranidae.